This is a messenger RNA of Dentiscutata erythropus, 2340 nucleotides long. Lineage: Eukaryota; Fungi; Glomeromycota; Glomeromycetes; Diversisporales; Gigasporaceae. The record is from the annotation of a GenBank genome assembly.
AUGGGAAAACUAAAUUUAUUGUUCGGUAAGAAAAAACGUUCUUCUAAUGAUAACGAAAGCCCUGUCACUCCAAUACCAUCGACUCUAACGAAAAAUGGGACCCCAAGACUAUCUUUGGAAUAUUCUAAAUCCGAAUUUAUUAUUCCGGUGCCAAAAGCGAUUUCUCCUCCACCUUCGGUACAAGCUCAAAAAGAACAAAAAAAUGACGCUCUUUUAGAUGAAAUAUUAAGCGAGUUGAGCUUAGUGGGAACAAAAUUCGUACUUCUUCACGAUCUUCAGGAGCCUAAGAAAUUAAUGCAAAAAAGUAAGAGGCAAUUGAAAGAUAGUAGUGAGGAUUCCACAUCCGAAGCUUCUGAUUCUAAUAUUAAAGGAAAUGUAAUAAGACGUGUUAUUCCAAAUAAUGUUAACGAAGGAAUUCCUGUCAUUCAGCAUAAAAAUGAGAUUACCCAAAAAAUUGUAACUGUAGAAGAUUGGGUUCAAGAUGUAAAUCCAUGUGAUGGUGUAAAUAAUGUACUUGAUAGAAUGAAGGAUAGGCAUCGUAUGGAGGCAAGAGCGCCACAUUUGUCGCCACCACAACUGCAACAACAAUUAUAUAAUUAUCCAGAUGAUGAUAGAUAUGAUCGUAACGGAAGAUACGAAAGAGAACCUCUUGAUCGUAUUCAUGAUGAUUAUCGUGAAAGAGAUGAUUAUAGACAACCAAGAGACGAUUAUAGGCAUCCAAGAGACGAUUAUAGGUAUCCAAGAGAUGAUCCCAGGUAUCCAAGAGAUGAUCCCAGGUAUCCAAGAGAUGAUCCCAGGUAUCCAAGAGAUGAUCCAAGAAAUCCAAGAGAUGAUCCCAGAUAUCCAAGAGAUGAUCCCAGAUAUCCAAGAGAUGAUCCCAGAUAUCCAAAAGACUAUCCGAGAGAUGAUUAUAGACAUCCGAGAGAUGAAUAUCGAUAUGUUCAUGAUGAUUCGGAUUAUCACUAUCAUGGGUCUCGUCAAGUUGGAACUGGUGGUCGUAAUGACAAUUUAUAUCCUAUAGAAAAUAAAAUAUCGAGAGAAAAACUUCGAAAUAAUAACACUGCUACCGUUCGAUUUAGGAAUAAAACUCCUAGUGUCGCUUCUGAUGAUCAUUCACCUAAUAUAAAGCGAUAUUAUGAUAAAUCUUCACAACAAAUACCAUCUAGCAGUCACAAAUCUCCAAAUCCUAAUGUAAAAAUACGCCCUAGUGUGAAUGUAUCUCCUCCCUCCAUAGAUGAUUCACGUUCUAGACGUUCCUCAAUGUCUUCAAGAAGUGAUGUUCGAGAAAUGGUUUACGAUCGUUCGAGAAUGUUCAAAUCUAAUAAAUAUAGGUCUAGGAAUGAAUCUGAUGAGCGUUUAUCAAGAAAUGAUUCUAUAAGGAGUAAACGAUCUCAUACUUCUUCAAUUUCUUCAAAGUCUAGUUCACUUAGUGAGCGCGUUAAUAAUGAUAUAAUACGUAGAGAACCAAUUAAUAGGCAUUUAGCAAUAUCAAAUAAUUUAGCAAAUCGUGCAUCAAUUCUUUCUAUAGAUAGUGACAUAGUUCCUUUAGGUAGAAAAUACGGUUUAAAUGGUUUAAAUUUACCAAAUGCAAUUAAUGAAGAUGCUAGCGAUUCACAAUCUAUAUCUUCAAAUCGUGAAAGUGUUGCAAGUAGUAGUACUAGUUUCAAAAUAUCUAAUUCAAGACGAAAAAACAUCCCCUCAUCUAGGCGUUAUGAUUUGCGUCCAGGUCCAAUACCAAGGCAUAAUAAUGGUCACAAUGGAUACCGAGAACGUGAGGAUCCAACUGGUCGAUAUUUUCAUGAUGAAUUACCACCACCACCACCUCGAUAUAAUACAUAUCAAUAUCGUGAUGAUCGAUACCCUCCUAAGCAACUUCCGUAUGAUAUGCCCCGUUCAAAAUAUGGUUAUCCACCACCACCUCAACCAACGCCGCCUUCAGAUCCUGCAUUAAACCCCAAUAAAAAAGUACCAUUAAUAGAAAUGGCUGGUUAUCGGUAUGAUCAGACAAAACGUACAGCGAACCAACCAUUUAUGGCAAAAGAUUCUCAUCCUCGGCCAUUUUCACCCGAAGGCUCACAUAGAGGUGGUUAUUUUCCAAGAGAUCGUGGAUAUUUAUCGCAGGAACGAGAAUAUCUACAAUCACAGGAAAGAGAUGAAUAUAAUCCAUCUGACAGAGUUUACUCUUCACGAUUUUAUGAUCGUGGUGAUAGACGUGAGUAUGAUCGUGAACGUGAUGGAUAUGGUGUCGACAGAUAUGAUAGAUAUAAUGAUAGAUAUAAUGAAAGAUAUAAUGAUAGGUAUAGUGAUAGGCAUAGUGAUAGGCUUAAUGAUAGAUAUUGA